Messenger RNA from Phytophthora sojae, 693 nucleotides. RefSeq lists its product as hypothetical. The coding region runs from base 1 to 693 and encodes 230 amino acids. The transcript has a single exon. Lineage: Eukaryota; Oomycota; Peronosporomycetes; Peronosporales; Peronosporaceae. The record is from RefSeq and is a predicted model, not a curated record.
AUGCGCGUGUGCUCCGUCCUCCUAGUUGCUGCAGCUGCUCUCAUCGCGACCAGUAAUGCUGUUGAGCCUUCCGCCACGUCAACCGUUGAGGUUGCUGAGGUUCAAGCGCGUGGUGCAGACAAACGGUUCCUUCGUAGCCACCAGACUGAGAAUGAGCAAGGAGACAGCGAUGUCAACGAGGCAGAAGACGGUAUUGAAGAGAGACUCCCCAACCUGUCGCCUGUAGACGACGCACUCGCCGGGCUCAAGAACGCAGUGAAGAUCAGCCCUGACGAUGUUCUGGUGCAGGCGAAUAACGGCAAAAUCGACAUGCAGCAAAAGCUCUUCCAACAGUGGUUGAAUGGCCCGCCUGAAGUCCGACAAAACGCGAUCGCCAAGAUCAUGAGGGAUGGAGGAUACGAGAAAUACUAUACGCUGUUGAAGGCGUGGGAGCACCACGCAGGUAGAACCGGCCAGGGCAUCGGCUUCCUCGGCGCUACCAAUGCGGUUGAUGAACUGCUUCCACAAGCUGUCAUCAGUGCGGCAGCUGCCGGAGAUAAGAGAGCCCAGGCGACACUAUUCCACAGGUGGAUCGGCGCUGAAGAGAAAACCAGGAAUACUGCGCUCAGAAUCCUCCACGAAUAUGGAAAGGGGAUCCUAGCGUAUACUAGACUCAACAAUGCGUGGUUGGAAUUCCUACGGCGACUCAUGUAA